Messenger RNA from Ostrea edulis (European flat oyster), 3163 nucleotides. Its product is annotated as IQ and ubiquitin-like domain-containing protein. The transcript has 15 exons. Gene Ontology annotation, molecular function: protein binding. The coding region runs from base 117 to 2921 and encodes 934 amino acids. Gene Ontology annotation, cellular component: motile cilium; acrosomal vesicle. The record is from RefSeq and is a predicted model, not a curated record. NCBI's taxonomy places the organism in Eukaryota, Metazoa, Mollusca, Bivalvia, Ostreida, Ostreidae. Gene Ontology annotation, biological process: cilium assembly.
GCGUUGUUUCACUUCUCGGCUCCUUUUCGGUAACCAAGACGUCAUGAAAACAACCUCAAUGGCGGAUCAGUAAUCUAAGUACGGGAUAUACUGUAAACGGCUGCCUAAAUAACAUCAUGGCAGAUGAAGAAAAGAAAACAGAAAUAGCUGAAGAGAAACCUUCAGAGGAACAAACUCCUGCCCCCGUCACAGAUGUAAAAGAGGAAACAAAACAAGGGGCUCCUGAAACUGCAGAGGAGACAAAAGAAACCGCUCCCCCACCAGCUGCCGUCCCAGCAGCUCCAGAAAAGACAGAGCCAGUGGAACAGACCUCUCAAGAAACAAUAGCUGCACCUCCAGCGGAAGAAGCAAAGGAGACAACAGAAAACAAAGAGAAGGAGGAAGUAAAGGAAGAGCCCAAAGAAGAAGUAAAGGAAGAACCCAAAGAGGAAGUAAAAGAAGAACCCAAAGAAGAAGCUAAGGAAGAGCCCAAAGAAGCCAAGGAAGAGCCCAAAGAUGAAGUAAAGGAAGAACCCAAAGAAGAAGUCAAGGAGGAACCCAAGGAGGAAGCAAAGGAAGAGCCCAAAGAGGAAGCUAAGGAAGAGCCCAAAGAGGAAGCUAAAGAGGAAGUUAAGGAAGAAGUAAAAGAAGAGCCAAAGGAAGAAGUCAAAGAGGAAGUAAAACAAGAGGUUUCUCAAGAAACAAAAGAGGAAACAAAAGAUGCUGUACCUGAGGGAGAUAAACCUGAAGAAAAACCAAAGGAGGAAACUCCAGCAGUGGAAGCUGAGAAGACAGAAAAAGAACAGCCAAGGGAAGAUACCAUACAGCCCGCCCCUGCCCCAACUCCCCAGCCAACCCAGACUACAGGAAUGGGCACAGAAGAAACGGGGGAAGGACAUGAGACUGACCCCCAUGCCAGUACCCCCAGGACAACUGCCAAUCUGGAGGCCACCGCUACAGUGAAGAUUGUACUGAUGCCAAGUGGUCAGGUAGUGACCUUGGCCUGUACUCUUGGUCAGACUUUACUGCAGCUUAAGGACCACUUCUCACAGGAACUCAAAAUGUCCAUGAACCUCAUACUCCUGAUGUUUGAUGGAAAGGCUGUAGAAGAUAACACUACCCUAGCAGAACUAGGGGUGGGCCCAAAUGGGACAGUCCAGUUGGAGAUGCAGUCUGCUGAUCCAGUAAACACCCCAAUCAAGACUUAUCGGCCACGACAGGAGUACCACAUGCCUGAUGUGAUAACUGUCCGCGUACAAACAGAUGAAAAUCAAUCAAAGGACGUGGUGGUGGAGAUAGAGAGAGCCACGAGAAAGAAGCCAUAUUUGGGGGGCUACCGCCACAAGAAGACCGGGGUCCUGUAUCAUCAUGCCACAGCCCAGACCGUCAAAAAGCAGCCACCACCAUCUCAAGUCCCUAAGAACUGUCGUGACACCCAGACAGUGCAACAGAGACAUCGUGUUCAGCAGACGACAAAUGACACGUCUACACAGAUGACUGGAAUUGGGGUUUUUGUGUCCAAUAUGGAGGAUAAACUCAUGGUGCCUGGGAAAUAUACCACUGCAGACGAGUAUCAUGGCAUGAUUCUCAGAAAAGUUAUCAUAAUUCAAAAAUACCAUAGGAGGUGGUUAGCAAAAAGAUAUGUUGAAAAAUUAAAAGAUGACAAAGUUCAACGUUUGGAAUGGGAGAGACAACAAGAACUUAAAAAGAAGAAAGAAAAAGAGGAGAGGAUCAAGAAAGAAUUUGAGAGGAGGAUGAACCCCAAAUCAAAGGAGGAUUUCGAUUUACUUUAUCAUGCAUUGGAGAAAUGGAGACAGGAAGAGCUGGAGAGGAUAAAUGGAACAGCCGAUGGUGCCGAGAGAAAAGCUGCACUGUGUAUGCUGCUGGACCAAGAGACCCAGCUGAUCUCUGCCAUCGGUCGACACAAACUAGAGGCAGACACUGAAAACAAGGACAAACGCAUCCAAGCCUUCCUAAGCAAGGCUGCAGCCCCUAAGAAGUGGAAAGGGCAUGAUGGGAAGACUACUGAAAUGGAUACUCCCUACACAAUACGAGCGAAGGAGUUGAGGGACAUCUACAACAGUAUCAACAUGAAAUACCUGACCCAGGACGAAAGACUGGACGUUUUAUUGACCCUCAAACAUACUGUAAAGGAGCAUGACUGCAAGCUUACUCAGGAAAUCAUCGAGCUGAUUGAUAGAGAGGCUGAUUUGUUAAUGAGAGGUGUUCGGGAAGGGAACCUGGAAGGCCUUAGAAAAAGAAUAUCUACUCUGUUCUUGCAGUAUAUCAAGACACCUACAUUCAACCCAGAAGCUGCCAAAUUGCUCAAGGUGCCUCAAGAUCCAUCCUCCCUCUGCAAAAACAUCUACUUCUGUCCCAGUUGCAACCAGUACCUGCCCUCCACCGAGUUUGCCCUCUCCUCGAACUCUCGUACUGUCGGAAAGUGCCACAAAUGUACGAAGAUCGACAACGAUGCAAGAACCCGACAGGAUUUCAGCACAUAUACCUACAUGCUCAAGGUGCUCCGAAGAGCAGAGGAGAGAUACGGAGAUGGCUCUAGGAUUGCAUUCCUCCUACAAGAACAGGAUCUGCGAUACCUGGUGGAGAAGAUCUGGAGUUGCCAGAGCAUUUUGAGUGCCUGGGAAGACAUCUUUGAUCUGACGCUGUCCCGCUGGGACAAACACCAAGAGUGGUCUCCCUGGAACUGCAUCCUCCUGACCAAGGACGAGGCUGCUGCCCACGAAAGGCUUGUUGAUUUGGAGGAGGGUUACGGCCUCGUUUUUAUUCAGAAGGUUCAACAAAAACAUGUGCUAGCUAGGAACUAUUUCUCUCGAUUGCCAGGAAUGGCUGAACACUUACGAGUCAAAGCAAAUGACCGGCUCACACAACCCAAUGGUCCUGCCAUCAAUGGUCAACAAGUGCCUGUCCAGUCCAGGGCUUAACAACAUUAAAAUUAUAUGUUUAGGAAAUCUUUAAUCAUCAGUUUGAAAAAAAAUAUUUAAGGUUUAGAAUUCCAAACUGUGAGGAGUUGCAUUUCAUAAAAAAUCUGUGAUAUUUUUAAUUUCUUGUGCGAUUUACAGAAAUGACUUUGUAUUAUAAACAUCAUGUGUAAAUUUUAAUUGAAUUGUAAAAAUUCAUGUAUGUACAUAUGCUAUGUUAUGUAAAUAUAAAUUAUAUAAUAUAC